Molecule: messenger RNA, 949 nt
Organism: Setaria italica (foxtail millet)
Lineage: Eukaryota; Viridiplantae; Streptophyta; Magnoliopsida; Poales; Poaceae
Product: profilin-A
Exons: 3
Coding region: 180-575 (131 amino acids)
Cellular component (GO): cell cortex
Molecular function (GO): actin monomer binding
Source: RefSeq, a predicted model, not a curated record
GUGGCGAUCCAGUCCUCCGCCUCGCCGCGCGCCCCGCGCCCCUAUUUAUACCGCGGCCAUCACCUGCGUACGUGAGCGCUACCACCACCACCACCACCACCACCAGAGACAGAUCGAGCCCCGACCGCCGCCGAUCACCCUCGGGUCACAGCAGCAGCAAGCCCCCGCCGGACGGCAGGAUGUCGUGGCAGACGUACGUCGACGAGCACCUCAUGUGCGAGAUCGAGGGCCACCACCUCACCUCCGCCGCCAUCAUCGGCCACGACGGCACCGUCUGGGCCCAGAGCGCCGCGUUCCCGUCGUUCAAGCCAGAGGAGAUGGCCAACAUCAUGAAGGACUUCGACGAGCCCGGGUUCCUGGCCCCGACCGGCCUCUUCCUCGGCCCCACCAAGUACAUGGUCAUCCAAGGCGAGCCCGGCGCCGUCAUCCGCGGCAAGAAGGGAUCUGGAGGCGUGACCGUGAAGAAGACCGGGCAGGCCCUCGUGAUCGGCAUCUACGACGAGCCCAUGACCCCCGGGCAGUGCAACAUGGUGGUCGAGAGGCUCGGCGACUACCUCGUAGAGCAAGGCCUGUAAAACGGAUCGCCCGUCCACGGUUGAAGAAGCAUCCAUCAGCAACAAUACAACCGCCAGCACGUAGUAGUCUGUGUCCACGCACGCAUUUUUAGUCCCCACGCCCGGGAUUGUGCGUGGCUCCGUUACCUCCGGCAUUUCUUCAGUCCCCUGCCCCCCGCCCGUCGCCGAUCAUCAGAGAAUAUUUUCCUUGUUUGAUUGAUUGAUUUGUUGGUGUCGUUUUGGCAAAUAAUUUUGUGAUUUUUUCUCUCCCAAAUUUGGUUGUCGUCGAUUUGUGAACCCGGAACAAUAUAUAUAUGUGUGAUUGAACUGGUACUACCUAUUCUUUGUAAUACGAGAAUGUGUAUGUAUUUCGUGCAAUUUCUUCUAAAUUUCCA